Molecule: messenger RNA, 882 nt
Organism: Penicillium chermesinum
Lineage: Eukaryota; Fungi; Ascomycota; Eurotiomycetes; Eurotiales; Aspergillaceae
Exons: 3
Coding region: 1-882 (293 amino acids)
Cellular component (GO): mitochondrion
Source: RefSeq, a predicted model, not a curated record
AUGACACCCGACCUGCAAGACAAGUCGAUGCCCAUAGGCAUCCAACGAAGCCGGAGCCGGCUCGGGGAGCUUCUGGUAGCCGACACACUAGUUGCUGCGGGUUCAGCAACCCUUAUUACACCGGCGGUGAUGAUCUUUGACAGACUCGUCGUCGAAAAGGCCUUCUACAACCAACCACUACUCCCAGCGUUCCGCAAGCAUCUCUGGUUCUCGAUCACUCAGCCCGCUACAUUCCUGACCUCACGGCCCAGUCUCCUUGUCUGGGGCCUCUACACGGCAACUUUCGCCACUGCCAAUGCCUCUGAAACGAUUUUAAACAAAGUAUACCCCAAGAUCGACCAUGCAAUUGCGGGUAUGACCACCUUCGCAUCUACUUUCUUUGUCAACUCCUCAGCCCCAAUCGACAGCAACCCCCCCCACCAGCAUCCUCACCCAACGCCCAAGCUGCCUCUGAUACCCCUCCCCCCCAAAACCGCUCGCUCUAUCGGACGCACCCGGAUUCCCUUGGCUACCUACUCUGCUUUUCUCCUUCGAGAUGGAUUGACCAUCUUCGGAUCCUUUACACUCCCCACCAUGGUUUCCACCGCCAUACCCGACUCCGUCGCAUCGCAAGAAUAUCUCAAGAUCCUGAUCGCGCAACUCGCCAUCCCUGCAUCCAUCCAACUUCUCAGCACCCCGAUCCACCUCUUCGGACUCGAUCUUUACAACCGACCCCAGGUCCUCCCCACCAAGGACCGCAUCUCCCGCAUCAGUCGCGACUGGCUGGGUGCAUCCCUACUUCGCAUGUGCCGCAUUAUCCCCGCGUUUGGAAUCGGAGGAUUCGUGAACACCGAAGGACGCCUCUAUCUCCAUGAACAAUUGGAUGGACGGGCGCCCUCCUAA